CACAACACAAUGACUACUUCCAGAUUCAUCAAGUGUGUGACAGUUGGUGAUGGUGCCGUGGGAAAGACGUGCAUGCUUAUAUCCUAUACAAGCAAUACAUUUCCCACAGAUUAUGUUCCAACAGUGUUUGACAAUUUCAGUGCUAAUGUAGUGGUGGAUGGCAACACUGUUAAUCUUGGUUUGUGGGAUACUGCAGGACAGGAAGAUUUCAACAGGCUAAGGCCUUUAAGCUACAGAGGAGCUGAUGUGUUUUUGUUGUGCUUUUCUCUCAUCAGUAAAGCCAGUUAUGAGAACAUUUCCAAAAAGUGGAUACCUGAGCUGAGACACUAUGCUCCAAAUGUACCUGUUGUGCUUGUGGGAACAAAACUAGAUUUGCGAGAUGACAAGCAAUUCUUGGUUGAUCAUCCGGGAGCCACACGAAUUACAACUUCUCAGGGAGAAGAACUUAAGAAAAUGAUUGGCGCAGUCACUUAUGUAGAGUGCAGUUCUAAAACACAGCAGAAUGUGAAGUCAGUUUUUGACACUGCAAUAAAGGUUGCAUUAAGACCACCAAAGCCUAAGAAGAAAGCACGCAAGAAAAGGACAUGCUUUUUCCUCUAAGUAUUUUCAGAU
Molecule: messenger RNA, 612 nt
Organism: Gastrolobium bilobum
Lineage: Eukaryota; Viridiplantae; Streptophyta; Magnoliopsida; Fabales; Fabaceae
Product: rac-like GTP-binding protein RAC13
Exons: 7
Coding region: 10-600 (196 amino acids)
Biological process (GO): small GTPase-mediated signal transduction; establishment or maintenance of cell polarity; cortical cytoskeleton organization
Cellular component (GO): cytoplasmic vesicle; cell cortex; plasma membrane
Molecular function (GO): protein kinase binding; GTPase activity; GTP binding
Source: RefSeq, a predicted model, not a curated record